CUUUGGGAACGCAGCGCUGGAUGAACGAAGCAUCCUCGCACCACUCUACCAGUGCUGCAUGGUCCGUGUUUCCACAUGGAACAGGUUAAACCUGCUGAGAGGUGGAGCUCUGAGUUCAGCUAUGCGACAGGCUCUGGCAUUCGACCCUAUCCACCCGGUCCUGGCUGAACCACACCUUGCAGCCCUGGACAGGCGUCUUUCUGGAGUCACAGCAACUGUUAAGCAGUGCAUGGAAGCGCAGGGCCCCGACAACACUCUAAUAGAGGACCGAAUGAACCUCCCACAUCCCUAGAAACACGGGAGAGGAGAAAACGGCAAAAACUGGAACAGCCAGGACUUUACUUCCUGAGCCUGGAGAAGAGGAGAGGGAGAUGGAAGGAGGAUGACUGAGCAAAUGGGGAUCAGCCCUGGUGUUGAAGAAGGAGAUGCAGAAUCAGUAAAUGGAUGAACAGAGCGGAACAAACACUGCAUUUCUUCUGCUCUUGUCCCUUCCUUGUUUGUCACUCUGACAAGACUGGAGUGGUUCCCAAAAAGGAAUGACUGGAUUCAGAGUGUUGGAACUGUGUCACUUUGAGCUAUAAAAACUUUCUCUCAGGACUGCUGUGCACUAAAGGUCCGUAUCUACUGUAAGAAACCCUCCGUCUAUUACUACUUGUUGUGACGACCCUCCAGCCAUGUACCAGAUCCUCCCUCCCAGACCAGGGUUUUCUUAGGACUCAACUAAGAAGAAAAGAUAGAGCUCGGAGAGAUGCAGACACUCAAAAGAGCAGGAGGGAAGUUUGAAAUGAGCCACCAACAUCUGGAUGAAAAGAAACUGUUCAGCCGUGUCUCAGGCUGUUUUGAGUUUACAGUCCAAGAAACUGAAAAUCCGUUUUAGAACUGAGAAUCCCAACCCCCCACCCCCCAACAGUCAAACUUAACUUGGACUGGAAAGAAAAGAGUCAACUCAGCCCUACCCCAUCAAUGUGUACAUAUUUAACUAAGUAGUGACAUAGAAUGAUGAAAAGAAAGAAUAUAAAUUUGUGGCUAAUGCUAUUAAAUAAAAUUAAGGGUGUGUGUGUGCGUUUGGGUGUGUGUGCGUGGGUGUGUGUAUGGAAGAGUGCCAUAUCGUGCCGUAAAUAAAAAUGCUACUGACAUGAGACUUGAAGUGAGGGGGCACAGAGGUCAAGUGUAGGUUCAUCUUCAGCAUUAAACUAUGAUCUGUAUCAUUGUGGUUCUCACUCAACUUUCUUUUCUUCCAUGCAUUCACCACUUAAAAACACAAAGGCUAUUUUGAGAUAUUUACUAGUGUUGUCAGUGCUACUAUGUUAAUUUUGGAAGGGAUUGUCACUUUACUCUAACUUUUAAUUGCUCAGAUAUUUCUACCUUAGUCAGAUUUUAUCUGAGAGGCAUUACAGGUCAUAUCUGGAAUGCAGCGGUUAUAGUUAACAUUUCGUUUAUAAUAAUUGGUUUUAGUUUUCAUAAUUCCUCGUCUGACUUUCUGUAAAAGUUUGUUUUCUUUUUUCCAAAUUUGAAUCACCUCUCAUGUCCUGAAUUCAGUUCAAAUUUAGGGCAGCAGUAACUCUUUAGUCACAUAUUAGUCAGAGGUGUAAUUGCAAACGGCUGUGUCCAUGCCUGUGGGAUUACAAUUGUUGCAGUGUCUG
Messenger RNA from Xiphias gladius (swordfish), 1643 nucleotides. RefSeq names its product glycosaminoglycan xylosylkinase-like. The transcript has 2 exons. Gene Ontology annotation, biological process: protein phosphorylation. NCBI's taxonomy places the organism in Eukaryota, Metazoa, Chordata, Actinopteri, Istiophoriformes, Xiphiidae. Gene Ontology annotation, cellular component: Golgi apparatus. The annotation marks the transcript as partial. Gene Ontology annotation, molecular function: phosphotransferase activity, alcohol group as acceptor. The record is from RefSeq and is a predicted model, not a curated record.